AUGCUGUCGUCCGUCUCGAAACGUCUAUUCUCCAGUUCGGCGCAAGUUUCCUCAACGGCAGGUCAGUAAACACGCUCAAACAAUGCAUUUUUGUUGAAUUAUUCAAGAAAUGCGCAAUUUUUUUCAAUUGCCACCACAAUACGACUAUCGGCAGUGGUUUCCGAUGCACAUGUCCGUGCAGCUGAAGAGAAUGGAGGGGAAACUGCGAUCUGUCGAUUUGGUCAUCGAGGUUUGGAGCUCGGCCUAAAUUUUAUCGAAAAUGCAAUAUAUUCAAGCAGUUUACAUGUUGAAACAGCGAUAAUGCUCGAAAAAAAAUCACUAAAAAAAAAAAUGAAUUUUCAGUCCACAACCGGUUUUCUGAAAAAGUUCAAAUUUUAGACGAAACAGCCCUCUAGAGGCAAUUUCUGAGCCCAUCUUGCAGGAAAACACGAAAUUCACGAAUUUUUCAAAUUCUCAGGUCCACGACGCUCGGAUUCCGAUCACCGGCCGAAAUGAGCAGUUUUUCCGCAGUCUCUACGCCGUCCGCCCGCACAUUUUGGUGCUGAACAAGUGCGAUUUGAUUGAUAUGCGCCAGUACAGGUACUCACUUUUUCACUGCAAUGAAAAUAGAGAUUUUCAGGCAGAAAAUCGAAGACUACUAUUACGAUAAGGGCGUCCGGAAAGUGUUGUUCACCGAUUGCAAAAAGAGACUUCCCAGGUUGGGUUCUAGCGAUUUUACAUAAAAAUUGCGCGAAAAAUAGACUCCGUGCACCCCGCUAGUCGACUACAUAUGGAUUUUUAAGCUUUUGAAUGUUUUUUGAACCCUACUCUCUCAAAUUCUUCCAAUUUCAGUCCGUAAUUCUUGGUUUUUUCGGGCGCUGAACGACGUGAAAUCGGCAAUGCUGGAGGCGCUCGAGUCGACGCCGCGCUUCAAUCGAACCGUCAAAACAGAGUACCAGGCGAUGGUGGUCGGCAUUCCGAACGUCGGAAAGUCGUCGUUGAUCAACGCGAUGCGCACGCACACGCUCGGCAUCAAGAAGAAGGCGGUGGAGGCGGGAGCGAGGCCCGGAGUGACGGUCCGCGUGCAGAAUCGGGUCAGGAUCAUGGACAAACCGCCCGUUUAUGUGAUCGACACGCCCGGAGUACUCUCGCCGAAACAUCGGAACGUGCAGGACGCGAUGAAGUUGGCCAUGUGCGAUUUGGUCCUUGAAUCCCAUGUGAACAUGUACUAUCUCGCCGAUUUUCUCCUUUUCUGGCUCAAUCACACCGGCGAUUAUUCGUAUUUGGAACUGCUGAAUUUGAAGGGCGAAGAGGCCCCGAUCGAUGAUAUUCAGGUCAGAGCUUGUUUCCGGAAAACGGAAUUAAAGAAAUGACGCUACAAUGGAAUAGAGCUCAAUUUCCCUGGGUUUUUUCUUCUUCUCAGUUCUAUUUCGUUGUAGCGCCUUUUUUGCUGUCGAUUCACAAACUAUCCGAACAACUGUAAUUCAGGUGAUUCUGGCGAAGACGUGCGAGGCGAACGACUUCCGCGUCGAGCGAAUCGUCGGCGAACGAUGGGACUUUGAUCGGGCCGCCAAACACUUUGUACAACUGUUCCGCAACAAGAAAUUCAACGAUUCGUGCCUCGACAAGGACGUUUUAAUGUUUAGGAGUUGA
Messenger RNA from Caenorhabditis sp. 36 PRJEB53466, 1632 nucleotides. The record is from the annotation of a GenBank genome assembly. NCBI's taxonomy places the organism in Eukaryota, Metazoa, Nematoda, Chromadorea, Rhabditida, Rhabditidae.